GUAGUAGUAUUUGCAGGGGCAUUUACGGUAGCAGUUCCAAAGUUCUGUACUCCUCCAUAUCCUGGGAUCGCUGGAGGCGCAACUGAAUUGUACGCGUUCGAACCAGCAAUCACAACUUGGAAAUCAGCUUGCCAUUGGCCGCUGUUUGUAGCCGAUGAAGCGUCCAACAAGCCACCGAAAAGAGAGCAUUUUAUAAGGGUUUGGGAGGGAGGGUUUGGACAGUCCUCUGUAUCCGGAACAAGAGUUGGAUCUCUCUCGAAGACUACAUUCGUUAGUUUCGGUGCAUUACGUUGGAAGGGCAGACUUACAGAUAUUGAAAGACGUGCACCCCUGGAUAUUGUUGCAUGCAUUGGCACAAAUUGCAGAAUCGUAAGAAGUGACAGAGUCGGAGAUGUAUGUUAGAUACGUAGCAGAUUGAGCAGCUGCAUCAACAUUCUUGAAUCCAUCAACCAGAGCAUAGCCUGGAGGAGUCACAGCAUUCAGUGCUGCAUCAGCGAAAUUCUGAUCCGCCUGAAAGGCUACCGCAGUAUCCGGGCUGUUAACACUAGGCCCAUUCCCUGCAGCCAAGACAGCGCAAGUACCCGAGCAAGAGCUACGCUUAUGUCUACGAUUGACAAUAGCGACAGAGGAAGUUGCGGCUGCAAUGGCGGCGCCUGCUGCAGAUGAGGGGUUGUAUGUAAUACUCGCCGUGGCCGUGUUGCCGGCAGGGGCUCCUCUGACAGGAGCGGUUGGCACAGCUUUAUAUGCUGAGAUAUCGAGAGUUCGAGCUUUGAGGAAGGGAGUCGCUGUGGCUACCGCAAGAAGAGUCGAGAGUGCAAUUGUUGAUUUCAUGUUUGCGGUGUAUGGUUCUGUUCUGUACGAGGAUUGCAGGAAAGGUGUUAUUUAGAAAAGGAAGACUGAAGCUUUGUGCUGAUCUGAUUCUUUCUGGAUUCAUCUGUAGAUCUGGAGUUCUUUAUACUUUUUCUCUAUAGGUACACGAUCACCUUCUCUUUCAAAGCUCAUAUUCCAGCUGAACGCCUUCAGCCUCUUUACCAUUUCCACAACAGUAUCUGGCCACUCAGAUAUCCAAAAAGCGAUGCUAUUCUCAUCGUUUCACCCCAACUUUGCUCUCAAUCAAGGGUCAUCGCUACGCCUCAUAGAACCUAAGUCUCCCUAAAACAGAUGUCCGGGGAUAAGCUGGGCAAAAUUUGAUCCUAUACCCACAGGUCAAGAGAUGACGGGUCUUAACACAGGUCACAACUUGAUCAAUAAUCUCACUUUCUCGGGUGAGAUAACAACACCUUUGACGCCACAUAAUUUAGGAAGACCUGAAAAGAAGUGUGUGACACGAUGAAGACAACACACGUGGUGGCUAUGGACGUGCACUAAGAAACCCUCAUAGCAUGUUGUUGUGUCGAAAUGGGUCGUGGGCGCACGUCCAUUCUACCAAUGUGCGACGUGAAAAUCCGAGGCCAAUUUUUUCUUCAUCGUGUGGCUCAGAAUAUUCUCAUUUAACAUUUUUAACAAAGUGGGCAGAUAAACACUCAAUGAAGGGAUUCUCAUUAAACCCCCUUUCUCAUACUUCAAUCCUACUUCAAAAUGCAAAGUGGGGUCUAUGUUGAGUAGCCAAGUAUUUCAUUGUCGUGCUUUUCAAUGAAUGUAACAUUCAUGGGUAAUGACUGUAAGAGCCAUGGCCAGAACAGUUCAACACCUUAAGGUGUGGGCGAUAGUUAAGGCUGAACAAUAUUGAAAUUCUUGCUGGUCUACUCCGUCAAUAGUCGUGUUGUGUUGCCAGGGCUAGACAUUUAGAUCAAGGAAACUCCGAUUUGACGAACUAUUAGCGUCACAGGGGCCCCAUGUAGACUGCGGGUCCUCAAUACACCUUCUCGACCAUCGCACAUCCGAUAAGGGUCCUGCCAAAGCUUGCAGAAUACUCUAUUUUUUCAGGAAACAAGUUGUGGUGAUCGCUUGGAGCAUUGGGCUAUAAUGUGAAAUCUCCUCGAGCUUUGUCUGAGUUUUGAUAGUGCAACUUUUUACUUUAGCAUCACUCGUUUCUUAUUACAGCAAAAAUGCAGAAAGUCAUAUCUCAUGUCAACACUCCAAAGAGUACCCCUCAAUCUGAGGAAAACAGCCGUGCACAGACUCCUGUUGGUACUUCUAAUCCAUUUGCGACACCUCCAUAUUCAAGACCUGCCUCGACAAUUGGGGCUCGAUCUGGAUUUCAGUAUGCCGAAGUCCCUGGAACAGGAUACUUUCGAUCUCGUCGCGUCCGCAAAGCAGAUGCUAUACCCCUUCCAGUUAACAAGAAGGCAAAGAAGGAGACCCUCUUAUGGGUUUUCCCUCUUUGCGGUUUGCUUCUUGGAUUGGGUCUAACUGGUCUCAUUAUUUACUUGAAACUAUCUGAAAUCACACACCACAAGUACUGCCCAGUCCUUUUAGAAGACUUUUCCUCUGGUGCUUUAGAUCCAAAAAUUUGGACAACAGAAGUUCAAGUAGGAGGCUACGGAAAUGGCCAAUUUGAGCAAACCACAACAGAUGCCGAGAAUUUGUUCAUUCGAGAUGGGCAGCUUUACAUUAAGCCUACAAUUCAAGAUGCAUCGUUGAUCACCACCAACAAUAUCAUCAAUCUCACCGCUGAUGGAACUUGCACCACCACCUCCAAUAUACUUGUCAAUUGUGUCACUUCUACAAACGCAACCAACGGGACUAUCGUGCAACCAGCCAAGUCCGCUCGCAUCAAUACCAAGAUUGGUGCCACCAUCAAGUACGGGAAAGUUGAGGUCAAGGCUAAGCUGCCGAAAGGAGAUUGGCUCUGGCCAGCCAUUUGGAUGCUGCCAGUUGAGGAUACCUAUGGAUCCUGGCCACAGAGUGGUGAGAUUGAUAUCAUGGAAUCUCGUGGCAACAACUACACCUACAGUCUUGGCGGCAACAAUUUCGUAUCCAGUUCUUUGCAUUGGGGUCCAGAUUUGGCCAGCGAUGCAUACAAAAAGACCACCAACGUGAGAGCUGCUUUGCAUUCCCAGUUCGGUGAUGAUUUCCACCUUUACGGCUUGCAGUGGACCGAGAAGUUUAUCUUUGCGUAUAUCGAUAACACGCUGCGCCAAGUCAUGUAUUGGCCGUUUUCCAGUCCAUUGUGGCAACAGGGAAAUUUCCCCUUGAGCGAUUCCAAUGGAACAGCGAUCGUGGAUCCAUGGUCACAAACGGGCCGAAAAAAUACCCCGUUUGAUCAAGAGUUUUAUCUUAUCUUAAACGUUGCUGUUGGAGGGGAGAACGGCUGGUUCCUGGAUGGAGCAGAUGGAAAGCCAUGGGUCGAUGGAAGUGCAUCUGCAAAGCUCGAUUUCUGGAAAGCCCGAAACGAGUGGCUUCCUACAUGGGAGAAGAGUGGACAAAUGAUUGUGGACCAAGUGAAUAUGUGGCAACAGUGUGAUUAGCCUUAGCUUGCCAAAGACUGGACAAGAUUGAGUUACUGUAACGAUCGGCGUAAUUAGGAUAGGAAACGGACCCUGGAGGAUUUCUUUGGAUAUGAUAAGUUUAAUGGAUUUCUAGUUAUUAUUAGACGGGACAAACAAAGCAACAUACUAUAAUUCUCGAUAUAUGGAUUUUGAUUAUGACCUUGAUUCCCAAUGCAUGCUCACCUGCAAGUGCUAAGCAAACAAGAUCCACUAUUAUAGCCUGCAUCGGAAUUAAACGCACGCACACGAACGGGAGAUUCCUUGCCAACAAUACCUCAUUGCUGGCUUUGGUUGCAUUCAAUAUAGAUCAAUUGGGGGCAGAAAAAUCAAGCUUCGCGAGAUUGAACUAUUCAUCGAAUGUAUAGUACUAUAAGUGAUAUUGCAUUCUUGAUAUUAAUGGCGACAUCUUCAUGUACUACGACUAAAAG
Botrytis byssoidea is the source of this 3859-nucleotide messenger RNA. RefSeq lists its product as uncharacterized. Bases 2049 to 3410 code for a protein of 453 amino acids. Gene Ontology annotation, molecular function: hydrolase activity, hydrolyzing O-glycosyl compounds. The record is from RefSeq and is a predicted model, not a curated record. The transcript is spliced from 2 exons. NCBI's taxonomy places the organism in Eukaryota, Fungi, Ascomycota, Leotiomycetes, Helotiales, Sclerotiniaceae. Gene Ontology annotation, biological process: carbohydrate metabolic process.